AUGCAAAUAGAUGGCGAUGCUGGCUUCUCACCUACCAACGCAAUAUAUCAAGACGACUUCUCAACGACAUGCAGCCUUACCAGUCGCCCGCGGAAGCUACAGGAUAUGGCCAACUGGGAUCCCGUAUUCCCAGGCGAACGAGUAUCAUGGUACGACGAGUACGUGCAAAGACAUGGUCCUACAUGUGUUAACUGGCUGCAAACUCCGCGCUUGUAUGACGGUGGGGUCGAGGCAACCAUCGAAGCACGGGGCAUGGCAUUAUACAGUCCCCACGAUGGAAGCGAUGGUGUCGGCACCAUGUUGGCAGUUUCGCCCUUGGACGACGGGUCGGUUUGCUUAUGGGAUAUCAACGGAACUCGGGGUCGACAGGGUGGCAUUCUUGCCGCCAGCAACCCGGGCAUACUCUUCAAUGACGGUCCGGGUGAUCAGAACAGCAAACGGUCCAAGAAGAUAGACACUGGCGUUACGGAGUGUGUCAGCGUGGAUAAUCAUGGCCACAGAGCCUUCUUUGCCGUCCAAAGUCAUCUCAUCGAGGUGGAUUUGAACCGUUUAGAGGUAGUAAGCCGCGAAUCGUUCGAGUGGUCAAUCACAACGCUAUCAGCCCUCCAUCAAGGGGUACCCUUAACUGUAGGGACUUCUCUGGGUGUUCACCUUCAUGACUUUCGUAUGAGAGCAAUGGCAUCUCGAGAUAUCGUUGAGCGACUCGACGUAAUCCAGUGGGACGAAUCUAACGUUUUCAAAAUGAUUUUCGACACUAAGCCACUUCCUCCAUACGCAUCGUUGUCCCAGCCUACUCCCAUCAGCAUCUUGCACCUUCCCCGGCCUGGCUCGCAUAAUCUAGUAUCAGACGACAUUUAUGUUGCCGGCCGAUUUUCCAACAUACUGCACUACGAUCGUCGAAAAUUUCCGGCUAUAGAAGGAUCCAUCUAUUCUGGCGCAUUAAUAAAGAGCUUGGCAGCCCUGCCGUAUCCAUUCUCCGCCGUCGACACGGAAGUGCGUCGCCAGGGUGAUCUGACAACUGAACAGGUAGCCCAGUUGAAAUCUGAGGGCGAAGGCAGGACCUUAAUCGCCGUCGGCGGCUACAAUUCCAAGGGAUCACUUGAGAUUUACGGCCUCAGUUCGGCAGCGGGCGGCGGCGAGAGGUCCAUUUUGCAGAAUUCUGUUACAAAAAAUCGACAGACUGUUGCGUCGUCCACCAUCCUAUCCGUGGCGAACCACGGCUCAAAGAUUGUCUUUUCAGAUGGAUCAGGAUUCAUCAAGUGGUUUGAGCGAGACGGGUCUACUGAGUGUCGACGAAUGAGAAUUGGCCAUAGUGAUGCGGAAGAAGCGUCCUCUUUGUUUGCUUCCAUGGCUGGUUCAGACGACAUGGCCCGCAAGAUUGUAUCAACAAAAUCCAACCAAGGCAACGACCGGCCCAACAACGACAAUAUUUUGUUGUGGACUGGAGAAAAACUAGGUCUUGUGAGCUUCACAAAGUCCCCUAUAUUCGACGGAAAGGAUUUCGAGCUUCAGGGCCCCGAGACAAGUGUAGAAAACGAAAGGAGAAAAGAGUAUACGCAUAGAAUGCGGCGCGCUCUGGAACGACAGGCAGACGAGGUCAAGUUCAUCGGACGCCUGGGUGAUCCGGCAUCUUGGACACGGUAA
Messenger RNA from Metarhizium brunneum ARSEF 3297, 1644 nucleotides. RefSeq lists its product as uncharacterized. Gene Ontology annotation, molecular function: protein binding. The record is from RefSeq and is a predicted model, not a curated record. Lineage: Eukaryota; Fungi; Ascomycota; Sordariomycetes; Hypocreales; Clavicipitaceae. Gene Ontology annotation, biological process: protein polyubiquitination.